Molecule: messenger RNA, 2567 nt
Organism: Chlamydomonas reinhardtii
Lineage: Eukaryota; Viridiplantae; Chlorophyta; Chlorophyceae; Chlamydomonadales; Chlamydomonadaceae
Exons: 14
Coding region: 202-2019 (605 amino acids)
Biological process (GO): chloroplast organization; SRP-dependent cotranslational protein targeting to membrane, translocation; protein localization to chloroplast
Cellular component (GO): plastid envelope; membrane
Molecular function (GO): transmembrane protein transporter activity; signal sequence receptor activity
Source: RefSeq, a predicted model, not a curated record
AUAGUCUUUUUAUGGAUGCUGGGGUCUUAAUGAAGCUUGCUUGGUCGCAAAGGGGUGGGAAAUAGCGACCAUAGCACGCUCAGAAAGUCCGCAGUCGCACGCGAAACGAUGGCAACACAAAUGACCACGUCGCAAUUAUCACACGCAGUACAUAGACCAACAUGCCCGACCUUACGUCAAGCACCCCUGCUUCGGCGAUGCAUGACAAGCAUCGUGGGCGGCCGGCGUCGGCAGAGCGCACUUAGCAGCGAUCUGUUGUGCGCUUUUCACACGAAGCAGCAGCUUCUUAGCAGCCGGAGCCCAUGCCCGCGGAGAGGUGGCCAGGCGGAGCUGCCGUGUGGUGGGGUGGUCCCAGCGCCAACCCCACACGCCGGCGACAGCCCGCAGCAAGCACGAGCAAGGGUCUGCCAAGCAGCCUACGCCGCAAACGCCGGGCAACCCGGCGCCGCGCCGCUGCGGCCGGGCUGGCUGGGGGCCCUUCAGCGGUUCUGGUAUUAUUACAAGGAGAUCAUUCAGCGCGCGGCUCUGACGCUGGGUCUGUUGGUGGUGAUCCGCUGCGGCUCCUUCAUACCGGUGCCGGGAGUGGACCUGGCGGCGGUGCCGGCGGCAGCAGCCACCACCGCGGGCGAGCGGCUGAUCAAGGCGCUGUACGGGCAGGCGCAGGACAUCCCCGCCUCCCUGUUUGACCUGGGCAUCAGCCCCUUCGUCAACGCCUCCAUCGUCAUGGCCAUCACACUGGUGCUUCCGCAGGAGGUGUCCACGCUGCCCGGCAUGGGCUGGUUGGGCCGGCUGCGGGACGCGCGCAAGGAGGGCCGCACCGGCGAGGCCACCAUCAACAGCGCCUCGCACACACUGGCGCUGGGGUUCGCGGUGUACGCGGCUCUGGUCCGCGCCCUGGAGCUGGAGCCGUGCGCGCUGGCGGGCGCCGGCGGCCUGUUCGGGUUCGUGCCGCUGACCAUGCUGGCGCUGGUCGCCGGCAGCUGCUGCAUCCACAUGUGCGCCUCCACCAUCACCGCCUUCGGACUGGGCAACGGGUCCAGUCUGGUCAUCUGCGCCGGCAUCAUCACCGAGUACGCCAACACGCUGCACACGGUGUUGGCGGCGCUGGACACUGCACUGCUGGCGCCGGGGCGACUGCUGGCGGUGCUGGGGGGAUACCUGGCUCUGGUGCUGGGCUGUGUGUGGCUGGCCACCAGUGAGCUGCGGCUGCCGGUGGUGCAGUACGCCGCCAGUGCGCCGCCGCCGCCCGACACCGCCAAGAGCCCGGGCGGGGGAGGCCUGCAAGAGCUGAUUGCCCAGGCCCGGCUGUUGGGGCAGCGCAAGAGCGCGGAGCGCGCCGCCCUCAGCUCCCGCGGCGGCGCCGCCGCCAGCGCCGCCACUGGCGGCCCCGGCGGCGCGGUGGGCUCGGCGGCUGGCGGCGUGGGUGCUGGCUCCGGCGGCGCGGUGGCGUCGGGCGUGUCGCCCUCCUCCGAGUACUUCCCGCUGCAGCUCAACUCGUCAGGCAUGAUGUCCAUCGUGCUGGCGGGCGCUGCCUACUUUGGCUUCCUGCCCAAACUGAUGGAGAUGACCACAGGCGACCCAGCCAUAGCGGCGGCGGUGGCGGCGGCGCAGCUCACGCCGCUGGGGCUGGCGGGCUACGGCCUGACGGUGUUUGCGCUGGAGUUCCUGCCGCUGGGCGGAGUCAACCCCAAGGAGAUGGCAGAGUACUUCAACACGAUGAAUGUGGGCCUUCGCGGCGUCAUCCCCGGCGAGCCCACGGAGCGCGAGCUGCGCACCAAGCUGCUGCAGUGCAAGUUCUGGGGCGGCGCCUGCCUGUGCGUGCUGGCGGUGGCGGCGCAGCUGUACGACAUGGCGUGUGUGCAGGCCCUGGGCACCAGCCUGGGCACCACCAGUCUGCUCAUCAUCGUGGGCGCGGUGCUGCAGACGGCGCGACAGGUGGAGGGGCUGCUGGAGGGGCCCAAGCUGCAGCGCAAAUUGGACCAGGAGCGGGCGGCCAUCCAGUCGCUGUCGCUGCUGUGAGGACCUAGCUGUGAGGGGCUGGGCGGGACUGGGCGGGGGGAGGGGCUGUGGGGCAACCGGGCCAGCGGCAAUGGGUUGCAGGAGCCCAUCGGCCAUGCCACAUGGCCCAUGGCCAGGAGCAGCAGCAGGAGCGGAGUUAUCAGAAGAGGGGGUUGAUGGAUGCUGAAAACUGUGCCAAAGCUGUGAACGGUGGGCGGAGGGCUGUUCGUGGAGCAACAGUGAAGUGCUGCAGCAGCCUGCGCGUGUUCUGAGACCAAAUCGAGAUGUGGCAAGACCUUGAAACUGUGACGUGAACUGAGGGGGAAGCAGAUGUUGAACAGGAGCUAGUCGUGGUACUGGGGGCGCCAUAAGGUCAGGACCGCUGGGCAUGAGUGUGCAUAAGUGUUGAGUGGACGAGGGUGAGAUGACCCGAGACGGCCUCAUCUGGGCGGGGUAAGUAAAUAUGGUUGUACGGGGAAGGCGGCAUGACCGCGCAAGCCUUGGGAUGCCAACCACAUUAUUGGAAAGCCAUGACCACUUGGUCGCUGGUCGUGUAAGCAUGACAGCAC